Lactuca virosa is the source of this 1791-nucleotide messenger RNA. Lineage: Eukaryota; Viridiplantae; Streptophyta; Magnoliopsida; Asterales; Asteraceae. The record is from the annotation of a GenBank genome assembly.
AUGGCACCCGGACAUAUAUCCAUCUUCUUCAACAUCUACGAGAAAAGCAUCCAAAAGGGUUCUCAAAAAGAAUCAAGAAAGAAAACAAAUCAAAAGAUGUUCAAUAGUGAUGUCGAAUUGGGCAAGUUUGUUGGCAGCACUGAUCUCAUUCCAGAUGCUUAUCGAGCAAUUACGGAAACUUCUUCCAGUUGUCAACUUCACACAACUCGUCAUGGGAUCAAAGUUUUGGCUUUCAGCUGUUUUCCUGAUUACACAUUUCGAUUCCAUAACAGAGAGUUCGAUCUGGUUUCAUCAGAAGACCAUGAAAUGUUCGACUUCAUUUCCACAAAAGUCAACCCCAAAUUCUCCAUUAACGGAGCGGGUGUUGAGUUGUUUGAACAACAUUUUGCUGAGCUUUUGGAGCUUCUGAAUCAGCUAAUAGACAAUCCUUUGGUAAUCACUGGGCAGGGUAUCGGAGGAUACCUUGCAAUUCUUUUUGCCCUACGACAUCAACAUGAGGUAGAUGUGAAAGAAUCUAACGGUUCCAAAUCAGCCAAACGCCCGAUUUGCAUAACUUUCGGUUCCCCCAUGCUUGGAAACCAACAUCUCCAAGGCGCCAUCUCUGAACGCCCACAAUGGAAAUCAUCUUUCCUGAAUGUGGUAGCGAAGACAGAUUAUCUUGCAAGUUUUUUCUCAUCGAAUAGUCAAUACAAGCCUUUCGGUACUUUCCUUUUCUGCACAGAAUCAGGAGGGCACGCAGCUUUUGAAGAUCAAGAGGCGAUCCUCGCAGCUCUAGAUGCCAUGGUGUCAUCAAAUGCUGGAAACAUCCAAAUGCACGAUUAUAGUAAAGAAUUGGGCUCGAUCAGAAAGAAGGUAUUGUAUCACGGGCCUUCCGAAUUCAACGAAUCCAACGUGACUCCGUUAAGGGCCGGAAUAAUAUUCCAGUUUCAAGAAAUCGGUGUGUUGAAUGAUAUUUCGAAUGAUUUGAUCACGGAAAUGGAAAAGAGACAAGUGAAGAUGAUUAAAAGCAAGAAAAGGUAUGAGCCUACGAAGAAGCUAAACGACAUGAAGAUAAACUUGACAUACAUGGAAUGGUACAUGAAGACCCGAAGACUGAAAGGGGGUUACUAUGAUAUCUACAAGAAUGUCAGUGACACAGACAAAGUCGAGAACAAAGAUGUAAUCAUCAAACCGCAACGUUUCCUGGACCAGUAUUGGAAGAAGACAGUUGAUGAAAGCGAUCUAAUGCCACAAAAACAAGGUGCGAAGUUGCGUAAGCGUUGGCUCUACAAUGGAACUAACUACAGAAGGAUCAUGGAGCCACUAAACAUAGCCGAUUACUACAAAAGUGGCAGAAAGAACUACAUAGCAAAUCGCCCAAAACACUACGAGUUGUUAGAGAAAUGGUCGGAGGAUGAAAAGAAAGAGAGGAAGCCAAGUGAGGUAAGAAUGAAGGCUGCUAGUCUUACUGAGGAUUCUUGUUUCUGGGCGCAUGUAGAGGAGGCCUUGAUUUCACUAACAGACUUAAAGAAUGGAGAUCUAAGCAGCACCACAACUGACACCGAUCAGUUUGACUUUGAGGUAUAUCUUUUGGGUGCAAUCAACGAAAAAUCAUUGUCACCAGAUGUGUUUGUGGAAGGAAGCAGUUUAAUGAAAUGGUGGAGCAAGUAUUACACAUACAAAGGAAAUUCUUGCAAUCCUGAGCUUGCAAGAUACAUGAAGAAUGGGGGCUACAAAUCAUAUCAGUAACGCGUUAACGUCGAGUUCCAAUAUCAUAUCUAUAUGUUGAUGGUUAAGUUGUUAGAAUUAAGC